This is a messenger RNA of Hymenoscyphus albidus, 1444 nucleotides long. NCBI's taxonomy places the organism in Eukaryota, Fungi, Ascomycota, Leotiomycetes, Helotiales, Helotiaceae. The record is from the annotation of a GenBank genome assembly.
AUGUCAAGCAAAAAGUUUCCUGGUUUAUCUGCCCGUGGCGGCUCAAAUGUUACAGCAGUAAUGCCCAAAGUCGCCGCUGCGGUGGCAGCCCGCUCAUCAGGAUCCCAAAUCGACCUAGCCUCCGCGGAGAAUUGGCUAAUACGACCUGAUAUCAUCGAAAUCUGUAAAGAUGCAAUCGCAAACAAUCUACACCCCAUAUAUCUCUCGUAUCCCCGAGCUUUUGCGGGAUUCCCUGAGGUUUUGGAAGCAUUUAAGGGCUUUUUAAAUAAGUUUUUUAACCCCGGGAUUCCGGUAGAGAAGGAGCAUCUUGCUACGUCUCCUGGGGCGGCGAGCUGUAUUGAUACUUUGUUGUAUAACAUCUGUGAUCCUGGGGAUGGAAUUUUGGUGCCAGGCCCGUAUUGGAUUACGUAUUUUCUCCUUUGAAAAUUUAUUGGCUAAACAAAAUAGGUGGGUUUGAUUUCCAAUUUCAAGCGAGGUCGUCUGUAAUCCCGGUUUCUGUAGUAACAUCAGACUUGAACUCUGCAAUGAGCGGAUCUUUGGUCCCUGCACUAGAAGCAGCUUUUGAAAACUCCAAAAUUCCAAUCCGUGGAGUCUUGAUUUCAAACCCCCAAAACCCCCUUGGGCAAUGUUAUGCGGUAAAGGUGAUUGAAGAAUGCAUCAAAUUUUGCCAGCGAAAAGACAUACAUUAUAUCUCCGAUAAAGUACACGGUAUGACGAGUUUUUCUUGUCCAGAUUUCCCCGAACCGGUACCCUUCGCUUCGGCACUAUCACUUGAUAUAGCGGGAAUCGGAUGCGAUUUAUCUCGUGUUCACAUUGUGUGGAGUACUAGCAAAGAUCUAGGACAGAGCGGAAUGCGAAUCGUAAGUCAUACUUCAAAGCUUGCGUCCUCGCAGAGCUGAUUUAAGAAUAUUAGGGCUGUACGAUAACUCAGGGAAAUAAAGAAAUGGCAGUUGGAGUAACACUAGCUUCACAUACAACAACCUCAUCACUGUCUUCAAUUUGUGCUUCAGCCAUUCUCACCUCCCCAAAGUUGCCGGAUGUAUUUGCUAAGAAUUCCGAGCUUCUAUCUACUGGAUAUUCGAAGGUGGUGAAAGUCUUGAAAAGGCAUAAAUUGCGGUAUUUCCCUUGCUAUUCCGGAUUAUAUAUUUAUGCUCAAAUUGCGCCAAAUUGCGAUACCUGGGUCGAAGAGAGCAGAUUAGUGCAGAGAAUGAAGAAUGCAGGAGUUUUGGUGAGCAGCGGACGUGGAUACCAUGGGCCAGAAAAUGAGAAAGGCUGGGCUCGUAUUGGAUUUGCUAUUCCAAGUAACGAACUGAAAGCUGCUCUUGGGAUCAUGGAUAACGUGUUCGGGAAGGAGGCGGUCUUACGAGAACGUGAUAAAUAUAUGAAGAGUCUCGAAAGAGAAACUCAACAGCUAGAGAAAUCGUUUCUUGAGACUCAAAUGUAG